GCCUUAUGCAUGGGUAUUUUCGUCAUUUGCUACAUUGAAAGAAGUGAUUAAGCCAAAAGCUCUCCUUUUUGUACAGUGACAAAAUAAUUCGGAAGAAGACAGCUCUGCCUAUGCAUGGUAGCAUUUACCUACCAAGACAAACCAUUUUUCUCCUAUAGAAACGCUUCGUGACCAACUACCCAUUUCAGUUCUCGUUCUCAGUCUUACAGAGUGAAACGUUUUUUCUUUUUUGGGUUUGGGAAACUUGAAUAUUCGACCAAACGAAACGUGUUUAACUCGAAGCGUUUCUUAGCUUUCUGCUGUUGUGAAAGCGGUUUUGGCGAGUAGAGAGAUGGUGGUAUCAAAGAUAUGGAGGAGAGGAGCUCAUUACUUGCAGAAACGGAACGCCACAAGUGUUCCUGCUGAUUUGUUGGAAAAGGGCCAGAAUCGCGUUAUCGAUGCUUCUCUAACUCUCAUUCGCGAGAGGGCAAAGCUCAAGGGAGAAUUAGUGCGUGCUUUAGGGGGUGCUGUAGCAUCGGCUUCUCUUCUAGGAGUUCCGCUUGGACAUAACUCGUCGUUUUUACAAGGGCCUGCUUUUGCUCCUCCUCGCAUUAGAGAGGCCAUCUGGUGUGGUAGCACAAACUCAGCUACCGAAGAAGGAAAAGAAUUGAAAGAUCCGAGGGUACUAACUGAUGUGGGUGACGUUCCUGUUCAAGAAAUUCGUGACUGUGGUGUGGACGACGACAGAUUGAUGAGUGUUGUUAGUGAGUCUGUCAAGCUUGUGAUGGAAGAGAGUCCAUUGCGUCCAUUAGUGUUAGGUGGUGACCACUCAAUUUCAUUCCCUGUUGUAAGAGCUGUCUCUGAGAAGCUUGGGGGACCUGUGGACAUUCUUCAUUUUGACGCACAUCCAGAUAUCUAUCAUGCUUUCGAAGGGAACAAAUAUUCACAUGCAUCAUCUUUUGCCCGAAUCAUGGAGGGUGGUUAUGCUCGGCGUCUUUUGCAGGUGGGAAUUAGAUCAAUAACAUCCGAAGGGCGUGAACAAGGCAAAAAAUUUGGUGUUGAGCAGUAUGAAAUGCGAACUUUCUCAAGAGAUCGUCCUUUUCUGGAAAAUCUGAAACUGGGGGAAGGUGUGAAGGGUGUUUACGUUUCAAUAGAUGUAGAUUCUCUUGACCCUGCUUUUGCUCCCGGAGUGUCUCACAUCGAGCCUGGCGGUCUGUCUUUUCGUGACAUUCUCAACAUUCUCCACAACCUCAAAGGCGAUGUUGUUGCAGCAGAUGUGGUGGAAUUCAAUCCACAACGAGACACUGUUGAUGGGAUGACAGCAAUGGUUGCUGCUAAGCUGGUGAGAGAAUUGACUGCAAAGAUAUCAAAAUAAGAGAUGCCUUCACAGACUAAUUGCACAAGGGAGUAGAGACACACACGAAUGCAGUCUAUAAAACAGAGACUCAACUUAGUAUUUGCCCAAUUCUCACCUUUUUUAUAUUUUAGGCUUGGGCUAUUUUGAUUUUACGGGUUAGCCAUUUCAUUGUUGUGUUCAUCUUAUACUUGAAUAAAAGAGACAUUUUUGCUUUAGCUCAGUUAGUGUGGAGAGAUAACCUUUAAAAGAAUCCUAAAAGUAAUUAGGAGUGUUGGUUGAUUGAAAACUGCGCUUGCAAAAUCACAACUUUACACUGAUUUGUGCGUAAUAUGGAGAAACUUAAUCAAAUGUACCUUUCAUUUUUAAUUAAGUUCUAUUCGUUUUCACGGUUUGAGUUUGA
Messenger RNA from Humulus lupulus (European hop), 1736 nucleotides. RefSeq names its product arginase 1, mitochondrial. Gene Ontology annotation, molecular function: agmatinase activity; metal ion binding. The record is from RefSeq and is a predicted model, not a curated record. Bases 332 to 1354 code for a protein of 340 amino acids. The transcript is spliced from 6 exons. NCBI's taxonomy places the organism in Eukaryota, Viridiplantae, Streptophyta, Magnoliopsida, Rosales, Cannabaceae.